Messenger RNA from Exophiala oligosperma, 1136 nucleotides. RefSeq lists its product as uncharacterized. The coding region runs from base 437 to 970 and encodes 177 amino acids. NCBI's taxonomy places the organism in Eukaryota, Fungi, Ascomycota, Eurotiomycetes, Chaetothyriales, Herpotrichiellaceae. The transcript is spliced from 2 exons. The record is from RefSeq and is a predicted model, not a curated record.
CUUGUAACACCAGCUGCCCGGAUGGCGACCAUUAGACACCACGAGAUCCAGUAACGAAACUACUCCGUAUGAGUAGUCAACAUUCUCUACGAGUACUGUACGAGUACCAGAACUACGAGUGUGACCAGUAAAGUCGAUCGGACAACGGCAAAUUGAGAAAGGAGAAAGAGGGUCCGCAGCCUUACAGCCGCAUACAAGCUACGAGCGCAGCCCGCCGACUAAGUUCAGCGAUCAUUUGCAAUAGACACAUAAAAGAAACUCUCGUCAUCCAUUCCAACUCGAUAUUGUCGGAUAGAAUCACACAAUUCACUUACUUACACUCUCACGUCAACCCUUGAUUCCAUUCCCUUUCGGUUCAACAUACACUAGACAACCAGUCCUGCGCUUGACUUAAAGACCUCCUUCAUCCAUCAAUCCCUUCAACAACUACAACACCAUGCAUUUCUCCAAGCCCAUCUUUGUGGCCUUUGCCGCAGUCGCAUCCGCUCAAGACCUUGGUUCAAUCAUCGACUCGGCAGUAUCAGUCGCCACUUCAGCAGUCGGAGAGGGUACAUCUGUUGUAGGAAGCGUUGCGUCUGAUGCAGCUUCCGUGGUAUCUUCGGUCGGCAGCAGUGGCGCAACCGCGGUGCAAUCGGCGGUCUCAUCAGCCGUAUCGGACGCAACAAGCAUCAUCUCUUCCGCCGAAUCUCUGGCUUCAAGCCUCGCCUCAAGCGCUGCCAGCGAGGCUCCAUCCGUGAGAAGCAGCGUCAGUAGCCAGAUUAGCAGCAUUCUUUCCAGUGCACACUCGGCCGAGUCUAGCGCCGUGAGCGCUGCAAGCACAGCUGCUACAGGCGCUGCCGGCAGUGCGACUUCUGCCGGUGCCACUGCAACCAGCACUUCUUCAUCCGACAACGGCGCUGCUGGCAGCUAUGCUGUUCCAGCUACUGGAAUGAUGGGAGGUCUUCUCUUGGGUCUUGUUGCAUACCUGUAAAUCAUACAUUGAAGGUAUCGUCUCUCUGGCGUUGCAAUUCAGUUACAUUGGGCAUCGAGGUUUCAUACCACAUUGGCAUAGAUGGCUUUCUGCAUCAUGAGACAUGGUCCAGGUCCGAUACUGGUGAUUGACCGGCUUGUGUAAAUAAUACCAUGAUAAUGUCUUU